Messenger RNA from Ficedula albicollis (Collared flycatcher), 1413 nucleotides. RefSeq names its product DNA-directed RNA polymerase II subunit RPB1-like. Gene Ontology annotation, molecular function: nucleic acid binding. The record is from RefSeq and is a predicted model, not a curated record. The transcript has 4 exons. The coding region runs from base 1 to 1413 and encodes 470 amino acids. NCBI's taxonomy places the organism in Eukaryota, Metazoa, Chordata, Aves, Passeriformes, Muscicapidae.
AUGGUCUCAAGGUUCCAGAUCCGGGCGCAGCUGCAGGCGCAGGGGGUGCAGCCCCGGGAGGUGCGGCUGAUGCGCAACAAAUCCUCAGCCAGUCCUGGCACUGCCAAUUCCAGUCCUGGCACCCCCAAUUCCAGUCCUGGCACUGCCAAUUCCAGUCCUGGCACCCCCAAUUCCAGUCCUGGCACCCCCAAAUCCAGUCCUGGCACCCCCAAUUCCAGUCCUGGCACCCCCAAUUCCAGUCCUGGCACCCCCAAAUCCAGUCCUGGCACCCCCAAUUCCAGUCCUGGCACCCCCAAUUCCAGUCCUGGCACCCCCAAAUCCAGUCCUGGCACCCCCAAUUCCAGUCCUGGCACCCCCAAUUCCAGUCCUGGCACCCCCAAAUCCAGUCCUGGCACCCCCAAUUCCAGUCCUGGCACCCCCAAUUCCAGUCCUGGCACCCCCAAAUCCAGUCCUGGCACCCCCAAUUCCAGUCCUGGCACCCCCAAUUCCAGUCCUGGCACCCCCAAAUCCAGUCCUGGCACCCCCAAUUCCAGUCCUGGCACCCCCAAUUCCAGUCCUGGCACCGCCAAUUCCAGUCCUGGCACCCCCAAAUCCAGUCCUGGCACCCCCAAAUCCAGUCCUGGCACCCCCAAUUCCAGUCCUGGCACCCCCAAAUCCAGUCCUGGCACCCCCAAUUCCAGUCCUGGCACCCCCAAAUCCAGUCCUGGCACCCCCAAUUCCAGUCCUGGCACCCCCAAAUCCAGUCCUGGCACCCCCAAUUCCAGUCCUGGCACCCCCAAAUCCAGUCCUGGCACCCCCAAUUCCAGUCCUGGCACCCCCAAAUCCAGUCCUGGCACCCCCAAUUCCAGUCCUGGCACCCCCAAAUCCAGUCCUGGCACCCCCAAUUCCAGUCCUGGCACCCCCAAAUCCAGUCCUGGCACCCCCAAUUCCAGUCCUGGCACCCCCAAAUCCAGUCCUGGCACCCCCAAUUCCAGUCCUGGCACCCCCAAAUCCAGUCCUGGCACCCCCAAUUCCAGUCCUGGCACCCCCAAAUCCAGUCCUGGCACCCCCAAUUCCAGUCCUGGCACCCCCAAAUCCAGUCCUGGCACCCCCAAUUCCAGUCCUGGCACCCCCAAAUCCAGUCCUGGCACCCCCAAUUCCAGUCCUGGCACCCCCAAAUCCAGUCCUGGCACCCCCAAUUCCAGUCCUGGCACCCCCAAAUCCAGUCCUGGCACCGCCAAUUCCACCAUCAUCCUGCGGAACCUGCACCCCCAGAGCAGCCUGGAGUCCAUCCUGGCCGCGCUCGCUCCCUUUGCUGCGCUCUCGGCCGCCAACGUGCGCGUGAUCAAAGAUCGGCAAACGCAGCUGAACCGCGGCUUCGCCUUGAGACGGGGACAGGUGAGAGACACAAGGAGGGGACAGGAACAGGGGUAG